Vigna unguiculata (cowpea) is the source of this 2526-nucleotide messenger RNA. It is a transcript of the gene AAE18, whose product is annotated as acyl-activating enzyme 18. The record is from RefSeq and is a predicted model, not a curated record. Lineage: Eukaryota; Viridiplantae; Streptophyta; Magnoliopsida; Fabales; Fabaceae.
UUUUUUUUUUUUUUUAACAAUACCGAGUUGGAAGUGUUAGGUGGUGUGAAGAUACUGCAUGAUCCACUUGAAUCACCUCAAACUCAAAAACUCAACAACCAUUCUGCAACUUUUCAUUCAAUUUCCAGAUUUCAAAGAGGAGAGAAAGAGAUGGUGAAGAGUGUGAGCGAAUUGCAAGUAGAAGACUUGGUGAACGCAGGGUUAACACUAGCAGAAGCCAAUGAACUGUACCGUGUUUUGAGGGAUAUUCUGUCUCAAUGUCCCUCCGACACCGACAACCACCGCUCACUCAUAUGGCGCCACCUUGUCUCUCGAAAACUGCUCAAACCAUCAUUUCCACACUCCUUGCAUCAUCUUCUCUACCAUUCUGUUUAUCACUCUCAACACGCUUCCCUUCCUCUCUAUUGGUUCCCUUCUCUGGACACCUCCAAAUGCACCAACCUUGGCCGUUUCAUGGAAACUCAUGCCCCUCAACUUUUAGGACCUUCCUACAAAGACCCUAUUUCCAGUUAUCGCCUCUUUCACAACUUUUCCGUUCAACACCCUCAGCUCUACUGGUCCCUUCUUCUGAAGGAACUUUCUGUCUCCUUUGUUGAACCUCCCAAGUCUAUUUUAGAUACUUCUGACCCUUCCAGACAUGGAGGCACGUGGCUUCCCGCUUCUGUCCUCAACAUUGCUGAUUGCUGUCUGCAACCCAGUUCACAUCCCUACAAACCAGAUGACAGUAUAGCCAUCGUUUGGAGAGAUGAAGGUUUUGAUGAUUCCGAGGUUAACCGUAUCACGCUUAAACAACUCCGACAACAAGUAAUGUUGGUAGCGAAUGCAAUAGAUGCCUCAUUCUCGAAAGGAGAUGCAAUCGCCAUUGACAUGCAAAUGACAGUGAAUGCAGUGAUUAUAUAUCUGGCCAUUGUUCUAGCAGGAUGUGUUGUGGUAUCAAUUGCUGAUAGUUUUGCACCAAAAGAAAUUGCAACUCGCCUGCGUGUUUCUAAAGCUAAGGGUAUUUUCACUCAGGAUUUCAUAUCAAGAGGGGGCAGGAAAUUCCCUUUGUACAGUCGAGUCAUUGAGGCAGCUUCAUGUAAAGUUAUCGUGCUUCCUGUGAUAGGUGAUGAUCUAGGUGUGCAAUUAAGAGAAUGCGAUGUAUCAUGGAAGGAUUUUCUUUCUUCUAGCAGACAGCAUCCUAGGUCACAUCAUUACUCUCCAUUCAAUCAAUCAAUUGAUGCUGUCACUAACAUACUUUUUUCAUCUGGAACCACGGGGGAUCCAAAAGCAAUUCCUUGGACUCAACUUUCACCCAUAAGAAGUGCUGCAGAUGGAUGGGCUUUUGUUGAUAUUCAACCUGGAGAUGUCUAUUGCUGGCCUACAAAUUUGGGAUGGGUGAUGGGCCCAACUCUUAUAUAUUCAUGCUUUCUAUCAGGUGCAACUCUUGCUCUGUACCAUGGAUCUCCUCUAGGACAUGGUUUUGGAAAGUUCGUUCAGGAUGCAGGUGUUACUAUUUUGGGAACGGUUCCGAGCUUAGUAAAGACAUGGAAGAAUACACAAUGCAUGGAGGGCUUGGAUUGGACAAAGAUAAAAACAUUUUGUUCCACUGGAGAAACUUCAAAUGUUGAUGAUGACCUCUGGCUUUCUUCGAGGUCUUAUUACAAACCAAUCAUUGAAUGUUGUGGAGGCACUGAGCUUGCAUCUUCUUACAUCAUGGGAAGUCUACUGCAGCCCCAAGCUUUUGGAACAUUUAGCACAGCAUCAAUGACAACUGGUUUGGUCAUCCUUGACGAAAAUGGAGUUCCUUAUCCAGAGGACGUUGCCUGUGUUGGUGAAGUGGGCUUGUUUCCUAUAUAUAUGGGAGCAACAGAUAGAUUGCUUAAUGCUGAUAAUGAUGAGGUUUACUUCAAGGGAAUGCCAAUGUACAAAGGAAAGGUUCUUAGAAGACAUGGAGAUAUAAUCAAAAGAACUGCUGAAGGCUAUUUAGUUGUACAAGGGAGGGCUGAUGACACAAUGAAUCUUGGUGGAAUAAAGACAAGUUCUAUAGAAAUUGAGCGUGUCUGUGAUGGGGCUGAUGAAUGCAUUUUGGAGACAGCUGCAAUCAGUGUUGCACCUGCACAUGGAGGCCCAGAACAACUGAUUAUAUUUGUAGUUUUAAAGAAAGGAUACAAUUCAGAUGCAGAAACUCUAAAAAGGAAAUUCGCUAAAGCUAUUCAAAGCAACCUUAAUCCCUUGUUUAAGGUGAGCCUUGUUAAAAUCGUUCCGGACUUUCCUCGAACAGCUUCCAACAAAUUACUAAGGAGAGUUUUGAGAGAUCAAGUGAAACGCGAGCUUUCAAUUCAGAGCAGACUUUAGUGACAUUAUUAAUUGGCAAAAGAACAAGACAUACAUCAAGAUUCAGUUCAUUCUCUUCACCUACCGUCUUUGGCGUGUAAACAAGAUUCAGUUCCUUUUUCUCUGUCGUUCGUGUUCCUCUGCCACAAUUCCUUGUAACAUUCAUUUUCUUCUUGCCGCAAUAAAACCACUGAUAAAUCUUUUCUAAAUUUU